Messenger RNA from Drosophila biarmipes, 1185 nucleotides. RefSeq lists its product as uncharacterized. Lineage: Eukaryota; Metazoa; Arthropoda; Insecta; Diptera; Drosophilidae. Bases 131 to 667 code for a protein of 178 amino acids. Gene Ontology annotation, biological process: extrinsic apoptotic signaling pathway. The record is from RefSeq and is a predicted model, not a curated record. The transcript has 3 exons. Gene Ontology annotation, molecular function: CD27 receptor binding.
UAUGAUCCACCUCUAAUGGUGCAAACGGGAUAAAAAAAUAACUGGAAUUCCGCUUAAAUUCCAAUGAAAAAUUGGGUGAAAAGCAGGAUUUAGGGAUUCGGCACUGUCAUCAGCCCAUCGUUGGUUUGCAAUGGAAGGCGUGGUCCAGCGACAGGCGGUCAAGCGAUCGCGCUCGGCGGACGACGACGACGCCAACAACAACCUCACCCAGCGGAAGGUCUGGGUGAACCAGAAGAUGAGCGACGCGCGCAACCCGCAGAAGAUGAAGGAGGUGCACGAGAAAACAACCAAAAUGCUUUUCGACGGUGCAGCCGGCGGCGGACAGGGCCAGGGCCAGAACCCCUCGGGCGGAGUGGGCCAGGGCCAGGAGCAGCCCGCCCUCUGCGAGCAGUACCAGCUGCUGGGCGACGGCACCAUCCUGCUGCGCAACCUGCGAGCCGACUUGUCCAACCCGCGCCUGGAGCGCCACAAAUCCCGCUGUUGCCAGCGCCCAACCCUCAUCCACGACAUCUGCGUCAACUGCACCAUGGACCUCUGCGAGGAGUGCGGCUAUUCCUGCGGCGAGUGCUCGAAGUUCAUAUGCCGCAGCUGCGUCACAUUGUUUGGUAAUCGUCCUGCGGAAGCCGAGGAUCCGCUGUGCGAGGGCUGCCAGAUGUUCUGCACCUAGGGACCUCCUGGCCAAGGGUCCUCGCCAUCCAGAAAGCUGCAGCCAUUCUCACACAGUCACGCGUCACAAAGGAAUGUUGGUGCUCGUUAAAUUUUAAGUUCUGAAUGAGUACAAAUUCGGCACAACUCAAAAACACAUAGGUCUGUAGUUUUUAUAUAUUUUUUCGAAGAGGCAAAUUUUCCACAAAUACAAAAAAAAAAUAAACAUCUCGGUGUCCGGUACUCUACACCUUGCCCCUGAACUUGUGGUACUUCUCGUGCUCCUUCACCAAGCUCUCGUACAUCCUGGCGCCCGCCUCGCUGCUGGAGCGCAGGAUGAAGUGUCCGGCGCGGUGGUCGCAGAUCCCGAUCAGCUCGUGGCACACGCGCACUAUGUGGACCUUGACCUGCAGAGGAGAAAGUAUUGUUAAGAUUAAAGUAGUGUGCCAAAUGUGUUCCUCAUAAAACUAAGCAGAACUGCGUUAGUUGAACUAACUGCGGAAUGAACUGAAUAAAUUUACUCUUAGAAAAGUGAAGAAA